AUGCUGGCGCCCAGGUCUUUCCUGAUGCAAAAGCUGUGCGCACCUUACGACAGUGGCGUCGGUGCUAGCGUGGUGCCUGCGCCAAAAGGUGAUAAGAUUGCAAAGCCGAAGCCUAAGAAUAUGAUUAAGAGCGAAAAGCAGACUUCAAAUGUUGGCUGGAUCCUGAGUCUUACCAAAGAGGAGAAGCUGCCGCUAACUUUGGGUGUCAUGGGCAUGUCGAUUGCUUCGGCAAUGAACUUGGUGUUUCCGCGAAUCAUGGGCAAAGCUAUUGAUGUGGCAUCGGGAAAACCUGCACCCUAUGGCCUCAGUCAUAAGGGCUUCGUGGUCGUCGUGCUCACUACCUUCGUCACUGGUUCUGUCGGCUCUUUCUUGCGUACAUAUUCACUUGGUAUGGUAGCCGAGCGCAUUGCCGCUAAGUUACGUCGAAAAUUAUACAAGGUUCUACUAUACCAGGAAAUGGAUUUUUUUAACAACCGUAAGGUUGGUGAAUUGGUGACCAGACUGAGCGGAGAUUGCCAACAGACAGCUAAUGCGGUGGUUGACGUGAUGUCUAAUGGCUAUCGAUCGCUGAAUUCUGCCAUCGGUGCAUCCUGCAUGCUGUUGACGAUCUCACCCAGGCUCACAUUGGUAUCGCUCACCAUAUUGCCACUUUUGGGCACUGGAGCCAUGAUAUUUAGCAAAUUUUCAAGUCGUUUGGCCUCGAAGCACCAAAAUGAAGUGGUUAGGAUGGCAGGAAUUGCCGAAGAAAGACUAAACAACAUGCAUACGGUAAAGCUUUUCUCAGCAGAGCCAGACGAAUUGAAUCACUUUGACAAAAUUAAUAGCUAUAUUCUAGCCAUCGCUGAUCAGUCUAAGCGCGCGCGCGGAGUAUUCAUGGGGACCCUAUCAUUGUCGAUUAAUUGCUCACUAUUUUCUGUUCUGUAUUUCGGCGGAUCGUUGGUGGGCUCAGGUGAACUCACGAUUGGUACGCUUACGUCAUUCGCAUUGUACAGUGGUUUUAUGGGUCUUGGCUUCUCCGGUUUGUCAUCAUGCCUAAGUGAAAUAAAGAAGACGCGGAUAUCGUCAGAAGCCUUAUUUGAUUUGCUAUCGCUGCCAGCCGCAGUAGAUGGAACGAGAAUAUUAUCAUCUGUUAAAGGUAUAGUGCGGUUUAACAAUGUGUCGUUCGCAUACCCGUCGCGCCCGCACACACUAGUUCUGGACCGCUUAAAUAUGGAGAUUCAACCUGGUGAGGUGGUUGCAAUUGUUGGCAAGAGCGGUGCUGGUAAGACUACUAUUGCGUACUUAAUGUCAAAAAUCAUCAAACCUACUAGCGGGACGGUGACUCUUGAUGGCGUGGACAUUGCUGAAAUGGACGCUUCAUGGCUUCGCAAGCAAAUUGGUGUCGUCAAUCAGGAACCAUCGCUUUUUGCGUCGACUAUUGGUGAGAAUAUCAUGUAUGGUUCUGCACUGCACAACAAGGAGCAGCUUAUCGCUGCUGCCAAAGAGGCACAUGCACACGACUUCAUAAUGGAGCUUCCAAAUCAGUACGACACAUUUGUGGGUGAGAAGGGUGUAGAGUUAUCCGGUGGUCAAAAGCAACGCAUUGCCAUCGCUCGCGCGUUGUACAAGAAAGCGAAUGUUUUAUUGUUUGACGAAGCCACAAGCUCUCUUGAUGGUCGUAGCGAAGACAUGAUCCGUCGCGCGCUGCAGUCUGCGGCCGAAAAUCGCUCGGUCUUAAUUAUUGCUCAUAGGCUUAAUACUAUAAAGCACAGCAACCGUAUCAUUCUGCUUGAAGAGGGCGUUAUUGCCGAGGCUGGCACAUUUGAAGAGCUGAAUCGAGAAGGGACAAAAUUUUAUAACCUCGCUCAUAACGAGGCUCCAUUAAUUUGA
This is a messenger RNA of Plasmopara halstedii, 1869 nucleotides long. RefSeq names its product atp-binding cassette superfamily. Gene Ontology annotation, cellular component: membrane. The coding region runs from base 1 to 1869 and encodes 622 amino acids. Gene Ontology annotation, molecular function: ATP hydrolysis activity; ABC-type oligopeptide transporter activity; ATP binding. The record is from RefSeq and is a predicted model, not a curated record. Gene Ontology annotation, biological process: transmembrane transport. Lineage: Eukaryota; Oomycota; Peronosporomycetes; Peronosporales; Peronosporaceae. The transcript is spliced from 2 exons.